Molecule: messenger RNA, 2049 nt
Organism: Moesziomyces antarcticus
Lineage: Eukaryota; Fungi; Basidiomycota; Ustilaginomycetes; Ustilaginales; Ustilaginaceae
Product: translocation protein sec63
Exons: 1
Coding region: 1-2049 (682 amino acids)
Biological process (GO): SRP-dependent cotranslational protein targeting to membrane; post-translational protein targeting to endoplasmic reticulum membrane
Cellular component (GO): Sec62/Sec63 complex
Molecular function (GO): transmembrane protein transporter activity; RNA binding
Source: RefSeq, a predicted model, not a curated record
AUGGCCGAGUACAAGUACGACGAGGAGGGAGGCCAGUUCCUCACCUUUGUCCUCACCUUCCUCCUGCUCGUCCUCGUGCCCCUCACAUACUCGCUCCUAGCUCCCUCGCGCUCCCACCGCUCCGCCAAGGGCUCGUGGGAUGCGCGCGGCCAGAAGAUCGACCUCAUCCGUUCCUCCAAGAAACGCUCGCUGCUCAACCCGCAGAUCAGCCCGCGCGCCGUGUUCGUGUUCGCAGGCUGGGGCGUCGUCGCCUACCUCUUCCAGACCAUCCUCAAUACCGCCACCAACUCAUCCCAUGCCGUGUACGACCCCUUCAACAUCCUCGGCAUCGCCGCCUCCGCCACCGAAAAGGAGAUCAAGAAGCACUACAAGCGCCUCUCGGUCAAGUUCCACCCAGACAAGCUCGUCCUCGCCGACAACCAGACCAAGGAAGAGGCAGAGUCGCACUACAUCGAACUCACAAAGGCCUACAAGGCGCUCACCGACGAGACCAUCCGCAAAAACUUUGAGCUCUACGGCCAUCCGGACGGCAAGCAGGAGAUGUCGAUGGGCAUCGCGCUGCCGCGCUGGGUGAUCGAGUCGCAGAACAACGUCUACGUGCUCGGCAUCUACGCCAUCCUCUUUGGCAUCGUUCUGCCUUUCCUCGUGGCGCGCUGGUGGUACGGCUCGCGCUCCAAGACCAAGGACGGCAUCGUCAAUUCGACCGCGCAGACCUACUUCCAGCACCUGCGCGACGACACGGACGCCUCGCGCGUAUUCGCCCUGCUCGCCAUCUCGGACGAAUUCAGCGAUGCCAAGCUCGACAAGCUCGGCGCCAGCCACCGCGACGAGGCGACGCUCGCCAAGCUCGAGGCCGAGGCGCGCAGGCGUUUGGACGCGUACGGACCGCAGUGGCAUCUGAUCGACUCGUUCAAGAACGCCUCGAUCCGCAAGGCGCUCGUGCUGCUCUACGCGCAUACGCUGCGCAUCGAUAGCGGCGACAAGCGCAUCGAGCAGGAGAAGCUGCGCUACGCAGCCAAGGCGGUGCAGCUGCUCAACGGACUCAUGGCCAUCAGCCUCGCGCACAACUGGCUCGAGACGACGCUGUUGCUCAUGCAGAUCACGCAGUGCAUGGUUCAGGCGGUGCCGCUGCAGGACCCGUCGGCGGCCGAACUGCUCCAGCUGCCGCACAUGACGCCCGAGCUCGUCGCCAAGCUGCACCAGUCCAACUCGCUCGCCAAGCUCGGCGUGCAGGGCUUCUGGAAGAUCCCGGAUGCAGAGCGCAAGGCGGUGCUCACGGGCGCUGGCGUAUCGGCACAGCAGUACGACCAGAUGGUGGCGGUGACGAGUGCGUGGCCGCGCAUCGAGCUCGUCGAUGCCUUCUUCAAGGUGUCGGGCGAACGGCUGGUGACGACGGGCGCGAUCGUGCAGUUUGUCGUCAAGCUGCGUCUGCUGCCUCCCAAGAAGGACGGCAGUCUGCUGCGCGACGGCCGCCGCUUGGAUGCCAAGAGGAUGGACGACGACAGCAGCGUUCGUCCCGACGACGAAGAAGCUUCGGACAAGAAGACGUCGACGGGCGGCGAGGACGAUGGAAAGCAGCCCAUCGGAUUCGCACGUGCGCCGUACUUCUGGGACGAGCGCAAGCCGUCUUGGUGGGUCAUGAUCGGCGACCAGAAGCUCGACCGCGUGAUUGUACAGCCUACCAAGGUGAGCGACGUGGGUGCCGACCAGGUGCGCACGUAUUCGGUCCAGUUCCAGGCACCGCCCCAGGCAGGGCUUUAUACGUUCCAGGCGAUUCUGAAGAGCGAUUCGUUCCUCGGAUCGGAUGCAUCGCGCAUGGUCAAGCUGCGCGUCGAGGAUGCGAGCGUGCUCGAGGCUGACGACCACGAGGAUGACAUCAGCGAGCCCGAGGAAGACAGUCUCGCCGGCCAGAUGGCACUCAUGAAGGGCCAGAAGGUCAAGCCCAGCACCCGAGCGGAUGAAGAGUCGGACGACGAAAGCGCCACCGACGACGACGUUCAGGAUGACGACGACGACGACGACUCGGAUUCCGACUCGGAUUCCGACUGA